CGCCAUUUUAAAUUUAACUGUCAUAGAUUAGUUUCUAUAGGACUUAUUUUAUUUUUAGUGGAGAAGAAAUAUAACGUGUCAUGUCUGAAUGUUGGUUGUGGCACUAUACUAUCGUUUUUAUUGUAUUUUUGAGUUUUUUGUCGUGCUGUAAAGGUUACAAAACAGUCGUGUUGAUUCAUGGAUUAAAUGAUAAUGAGCAUACGUUUGAUUAUCUGUCAUCUUACAUUAAAAAAAAACAUCCUGGUACCAACACUACAAGCCUAGCAUUACUAGAUGGAUGGGAAAGCUUUGCUCCUUUGUGGUUUCAGAUUCACCAUUAUGGUCAGUGUUUUAAGAAAAUUAUGAAAGAGAACCCAGAUGGUGUGAACUUGAUUGGAUAUUCUCAAGGAGGCUUGGUGGGACGUGGCUUAAUAAUGUCUUUGGAUAACCAUAACAUUCAUAGUUUUAUAUCUUUGAGCUCUCCUCAGAUGGGUCAAUUUGGAGAUUCAGCCUUGUUUCACAAGUUUUUCCCCAAGUUGAUCAAGGAAUAUGCAUAUAAGUUUUUCUAUACAGUGAAAGGACAAAUGCUUUCAGUUGGAAAUUAUUGGAAUGAUCCCCAUCAUCAAGACUUGUUCCUAAAUAUGAGUGCCUUUUUACCAUUUAUAAACAAUCAAAUUUCUCAUCAACGUAACAACGAUUUUAAAAGAAAUUUUCUUCGACUGAAAAAUCUCAUUCUGAUUGGUGGACCUGAUGACGGUGUUGUGGAUCCAUGGCAGUCAAGAUUUAUCAAUAUGACACAUUUGGACUGAAGAGUUUGGAAGAACUUGGAAGGGUCCAUGUUAAAGUUAUGGCUAAUGUUAACCACUUUGAAUGGCACAAAAAUCACACAGUUUUUGAUAAAUUUAUUCUUCCAUUUCUUAAUUAACAAGAAAAAAAUGCUGUUGACCUACUUAUAACAUUUUAUAUAUAUAUAUGUUUAAUUAUAUCACUUAAAUUCUGAUUUGUAUUAUAUAUAUUUUGUCACUACAAUCUUAUACAUAUUAAUUAUAAUCAAGUUUGAAAUUUGUUGUUUUGAAAGUGGAUGUAUAACAAAUAUUAUGUGAGGAUAAUUUAAAGUUUUUUUUUGCGUAUUCACUUCUAAAGCCUUGAUUUAAUGAAAGGUUUACUUCUGUAAAUUACAAGCUUUUACUCAAUGAUAAACAUAUUUAGGAUAUUAUUUUCAUUUAUUCAUAGAAAAUUGUUUAACCCUUUUUCAAAAAAGUAAUGCAAUAAACAUGCUUUAUGGUGUGUGACAUUAUUUCAAAUGUUCAUUAUAGAAAUAAUUUAUAAGGGAAAAAUUUGUCAGUGGAUAAUUUGAUAAGUUGUAAGAUAAACAACACUUACAUAAUUUGGUAUUAUUUAAAACUAUGCAUUUAUAAUUAAGUUUUUAUUAAUUUUUAAUCACCUUUAAAUUAUAUAAUUUUUUCUCAAAUAAUUAAAUCUGGGAAGCUAGUAUAAGUUGGGUUUGUGACAAUUAAAACGUAUUAUUUUUUGUACAUGUAUCAAGGUCAAUAUUUUUUAAAUACAUAUUCUUUUUUUUAAUUCUGGUUUACUUUUUGAAUAUUUUAUGAAGAUAAUGUUGUGGAGGUGUUCUUUAGAAACAGAUCUUAAAAACCUGAAAAUAAGCCUGUGACUUUUCAUUCCUUUAUUUAAUGCUACCUCAACUUAUUUUUGUCUAGUUUGGUGUUGUAUUAAGAUAAUGUAAUUCUUUGUUAAAAAGUUAAUGUUUUUGGAAAUUGAAAUGAAUGAAAUGUAUGACACAGUUUGAUACACAGUGAAGAGAUGAAUAGAAAACCAUUACCUUUGUCCGUCCAGUUUAUUGAAUCAUUAUUACAAAUUAAAAUUCAUAUUGAUUAGAAACACUUUUUUUUUCUUCAGAAACUGUUGAUUUUUAUAUUUUUUAUUAGUUAUGCUUUCAGACUGAAAGUCUGCUGGUGUUUGAGGUUGUAGUUUUUUUUUAUGCCUACUACUAUGUCCAUCCCAUAAGAGCAAAGUUUCACUUGGUGGUGGUUAUGAUGUCGGUUGAAUUAAAAUGAAUAUUUAUCGUUAAUUUGAUUUGUCUUAAGGGUGUGAAAGUAUCUUGCUGUAAUAUUUGAACUGGUGGGAGAAUCUCAUGUUUUUUUUAUAUUCUCAUCAAUGUACAAAGUGGUUAAAACCAAGCUUAGAUAAAGCUGGUGCCAUAAGAUUUUUUUAAGAGAUGUAACACAUCUCCAGGAGCAUGAUUUACAAUUAACAAAAAUUUUCGUAUUUCUACAAAUAUCUGGCCCAAAAAUAACUUACAAGAAUAAUAUGUAUUGAAAACAUAUGCACCAUGACUGUUUCAUUAUUACGUCUAGUUGUGUCAGUGAUUACCAUAAGACAACCUAGAUAGCAGGGUUGUUGCAUGUACUCAAAGUAUUAAAGGAAGUAUUGUGGA
Messenger RNA from Limulus polyphemus (Atlantic horseshoe crab), 2434 nucleotides. RefSeq names its product lysosomal thioesterase PPT2-like (gene Ppt2). Bases 81 to 788 code for a protein of 235 amino acids. Gene Ontology annotation, molecular function: thiolester hydrolase activity; palmitoyl hydrolase activity. NCBI's taxonomy places the organism in Eukaryota, Metazoa, Arthropoda, Merostomata, Xiphosura, Limulidae. The record is from RefSeq and is a predicted model, not a curated record. The transcript has 8 exons. Gene Ontology annotation, cellular component: lysosome.